AUGAGCUCUAGAUGACGAUGGCUUCAAACAACUGUCAUUUGGGCUCUGCUGCGCAAAUAAUCCCUUCCCCAAAUAAUUUAAUACUACUUCCAAGAAGCAACUUGAAUCACAUAUUUAUGAUCCUCAUGUUUGGAACAUGAAUUUUCAACGCUUUGUUUUUAAAUUCCCCGCCACCUUUAUGAUGGUGCUUUUAGGUGAACUGAAGCCCUUUGGACAAGCAGAAGGAUUUAGAACGACCUGCGAAGCUUGUGCAAAGACACCGAUUUCGUUGUCGGUCAUUCAUCCCACGACCCAGGGAGUAGUUUUGGCCUCGCGUAAUUUUUUCGUGUACCUCUAUCUGCACAAUGCCAAAGAAAUCUAGAGAUGGAAAAAGGAAUCUCGUUCUCCCUUUACUUGAUACUAAUGACCCCAUCACCAUUAAUCCCUCCGAACUCGAGGAUGAACUUCGUGACCUUAUUGGGACCAGUGGAGCAUGGGAAGAAUGUGAGAGUUCCGGGGAAGAGCCGGACGAAAAUGACCCAAAACUUUUGGCCGAACUACACGAAUUUCUAUCUGGGAGCGAGUCUGUGACUAAAACGCCUUUGCCGGAUGAAUCGAUUAUUAAUAAACGUACGCAAUCACUGCAUCCAGGGGUAUCCCGAGACAAGGUUGGUGUUGAGGAGGACGUUGAUCCAAAACUUUUGGCCGAACUUCAGGAAUUCAUAUCUUCGGACGAACCUGUAACCAAAACGUCAAUGACAGAAGGACGCACUCAGUCAGCGAACUCGGGUGUAUCUCUGGAUGAGGUUGCUACUAGAAUUACGGGCUAUCGUGCUGCGAUUCAACAAUUACAGUCCACUCAACCAAUAGAUGCUGCGAAAAUCCGUCGUUACGAGCGCGUUUUGAAGCAGCUAGAGUCUAUAGCCACGCGCAUUUCUAAUGGAGAUGUGGUAAAUGAAGAUGAACUACCUGCCCCAGCACCACCGGUUGUGUCGCUGCCUUCUACAUACCAGCCGUCUGCUGCACCAGCUUCAGUGGUAGCCGCAGUUGAAAACCAGAACAAGCAGUCGUCUAACCAGCAUUCCGAACCUCUGGCGGCAUCCAUUUCAUCCGGCGCUCCGUUGCAAGCACUGAAAAAUCGUUGCCAGGAGUACAAAGUGGCAGCAAUUAGAGCUCGUGAUGCCGGGCGGAUUCCAGAGGCAAAGAAGCUGUUAGGCGCCGUGAAGUUCAUCGAGUCAAUGGUACCGAAAAUAGAAUCAGGCGAGGAGCGGUUUGAUCCGGACUCCGAUAUGCCUCCCACUCCGGAGGAAUUUUUGGCUGUACCUGACGAUGAAUCGGAUGACAUUACUCCUAGCUCUGCGCCGCACGCUCCCAAUACUCAGCAGUCCCAACUUCCACGCGCAGUGUUAUCAUCGACGGUCACAUCGGAAAAUCUACACAUGCGUCUCAAUUACUUUAAGAACCAGUUAGAAGAAUCAAAGUCUAAUCCUUCGGAUACCAGCAGGACACGGCGCUUCAUGCGCAUCAUAACCCAGUACGAACAGGCUCUGCGUGCGUUCGAUCAUGGGCUUCCUAACUACGCGUAUGCUGAUUUGCCUCCACCACCCAACUGCCCAGUGCUUUCAAAUUCUGCUACUCCACAACGAACUUUGGGUGAUGCUUCCAAUCCUAAGUCGCAUGUCGGGCAGAGAAGCGCGGAGAUGUCGAAGAAUGAGCGAAUAGUGGCGUUACUGAAAAAGCGUCAAGUAGAAUUGAAGUCUGCUGCACUGAAAGCCAAGGAAGCAGGAAACAUAGAGCUAGCCAAGACUCAUCUACGUGCUGCCUGCCGUAUCGAUCCUAUGAUCUCUUCCGCUGAGGCAGGUAUUCCGUUCGACAUCUCAAGUCUACCACCUCCGCCCAAACCCUUGACCGUUGCACCGAGAACUCAAGCGACAAUGUUUAGCGGUCCUAUCCUGUCUGGAAUCACUUGUGAACCCCCAGAUGUAUUCAGAUUGGAACUCAAAGCAAUGCACAGCCAAGAAGAGAGAAACAGGUGUGUGCUGCAGCUGCUUGAGAAACAGGCUAAAGAAGCCAGUGAGCGAGCACUCCAAUUUGAACAGGCUGGACUGCACGAAAUCGCCGCCAAAAUGUCUGAAUUAUUUCGGAUUGGUGAAAUUAGUGUGCGUUCCUUCCGUUCCCGAAUGCUUUCCAGGUCCUCCCCGUCUUAUGUGUUCGAGAAAGCUAAUAUCCCACAACUGAAUAUGAACCAAGAUUUGGGGGAUGAUGUGUUGGAAGUGACGGUGGUACGUGGUUUCACCUAUCCUCUGCCGUCUGACAUUUCAUCAGUCGAUAAACUUGACACGCAGGUGGAGUUGCAGCUUCCCGCGCCCUCAGUGGACACUCCGCAAAAGCACUUGACCAGCUGGCAUAAACACUCUGCGGACCCUGUAUACGACUCUGUUGCGAGAUUUCAAGUGGAUACGAAGGCACGCAGUUUUAACUUACUGCUCAAAAGAAAGCUGAAGGCAACGAUCUAUUACAGUCGUGGGCUACUUCGGAGUGCACGCGUUUUGGGUAUGGCCCAGUUUUCCCUUGAAGAGCUUGCUACAUCAGCAACUGUUACACAAACUGCCUCUUUGAUGGACGGACGCAAAGCAGUCGGUGGCGGCUUGGAGCUACGGUUAAGGCAGCGCUCUUGUGGUGCCGGCCCAAGGAUGACCUCCGUGGAAAAGCCGUGGCUUGUGCUGCAGUUCACAUCGACAUCUCGAUUGCCGCAGUCCGCUCCCCAUACCCGAUUGUCUCCGACAACCGCUGAUCGGGUCCUACCUUCCCAACACGAUCCAUCGUCCUCUCCGGAGUGCCAUCCUAUGAACAAAUCAUUUGAUUCAACAAGACAACCUACACGUGAUGGUGGUGGUCUUCGCACUGUUGAUGGUCGUGUGCGAUCCAAAACGCCUGUUAGUAUAGAAGUGCUGAAACGUGACCAGAAAUACUUUGCAGAACAUUUACAUGGCCCAGAUGGUAUGCAAAACAAAAGUAAACUGGAAUCAGUUACCAAAAAGCUAAAGGAAUUAGAGCACCGUUUUUCGGGUGCAGAUGCUGCAUACCAAAAGAAGAUCUAUGUAGAACAAUUGAAGGAACUGUAUGACCUGAUCCAUGCAAAACUGACAGAUGCUGUAAGGCGGGAAGACCAAGUAGAAAUUUUAAAAUAUAGUGAACGCCUAAAAUUAGUGAAGCAGGAAAUUUACAGCUUUCGGUCUUCAACUGGACAAAAGCCAGAAAACAGUUAUCACCCGGUGUAUCGGACCAACGCUACACCAGUGCACGAGGUUAGUCAAAAUCAGUCGGCAAGCGAUCCACAACUUGCUAUCGACCGUAAAAACCGAAAUAACAUUCACGCUGUUCCAAGUCCACAUUACCCAGGCACUUCUCGACGCUGAAGAACAUGUGAACACAACUUCGUCUUUCAUUUAUGACGCUCAUCACUCUUCUAUAUUGUUGAUGACAUUUGUGCUGCUACGGCUUAGAAUGUCGCUCCUUACGUGGCUAGUUGAACGUUUUUGUUUCCGGCUCUGUUUCUUUCUCAUGUGUUGAGAGCUCAUUGGGGCUGACGAACUUUCCCCCCUAGCCAAAUACUUUGCAACCACGAAACCAGUGAAGGUAACCCAUAACGGACCAUGCUUUAUGUGGCUUGCAUACCAUUCCAAUUUGUUUAUUUCAUAAGAGCUUAAGACUCCUCAUCAGAAGCUUGAGUUUGAACUUGGU
This is a messenger RNA of Opisthorchis viverrini, 3723 nucleotides long. RefSeq lists its product as hypothetical. Gene Ontology annotation, molecular function: RNA polymerase II cis-regulatory region sequence-specific DNA binding; DNA-binding transcription repressor activity, RNA polymerase II-specific. Lineage: Eukaryota; Metazoa; Platyhelminthes; Trematoda; Opisthorchiida; Opisthorchiidae. The coding region runs from base 345 to 3398 and encodes 1017 amino acids. The record is from RefSeq and is a predicted model, not a curated record. Gene Ontology annotation, biological process: regulation of transcription by RNA polymerase II. Gene Ontology annotation, cellular component: nucleus. The transcript is spliced from 10 exons.